AUGACAUUGUCGGCCUACAUGGAGUUGGAAGGUUGUGCUCAGCCGGCCGUCAUUACGAAGGACAUUUGUGUGCUAAUUUACGCCAGAGACUCAAAAAUUUCGGCUGCGAGCAGAUUCUGUCGUUCUCUGAUUGGCGGCAUUUCGAAGUCGCCGGAGAUGAACCGAGUGCCAGGAGUAUACCAGUUAUGCAUGAAAGACGCGACCGACUCAGGUAGUCCCGGAGCGAUUCGUCGACAACGACGAGUGCUUGACACGUCGUCGGCGUACGUCCGUGGCGAGGAAAAUCUCGGCCAGUGGCGCCCGCGAGGAGAUUCGCUCAUCUUCGAGCAUCAGUGGGAGUUGGAGAAGCUUACACGACUUCAACAGGUCGAACGGGUGCGCUUAUUCCUUCGCCUUCGCGAUAAGUUGAAGGGCAAGAGAAAACCAGGAGAAUUGAAGACACCAGUCUCUCCAUGCGAUCCGAUCUGUGCCAUUCCUGACACUGUGAAGUUAGACGAGAAAGAAGAGGGCAUUGCAAAGAAGGUGAUUCGAUUGAUUAUGCAACGAAUUCCGGUCAACAAAGAUCCACCAACUGGGAAACAAAGUUCAAGAUCUAAGCGAUGA
Cooperia oncophora is the source of this 603-nucleotide messenger RNA. Lineage: Eukaryota; Metazoa; Nematoda; Chromadorea; Rhabditida; Trichostrongylidae. The record is from the annotation of a GenBank genome assembly.